ACCAUAGUUGGCAGCCCUGACUCACCGUCGAUUUGUUUCACAAUGGCGGUAUACACAGUGUUUUCAGAAUAUAUUCGUUAUGAAUACAAGAGCACAGUUUGUUCGAAAGCUACAUUGUUUAUCAGUGUAAUCUUUAUUUUGACAGUCAUACCGCCCAUGCUUAUUGCUUACAGAAGCUAUGGAUUCUGGAUAAAAAGUGAUGUGUAUCGAGAACAACCAGAUGUUCAUUUCAAACACGAAUACUUAUUGAUUAUUGAAACUGACACGCUGGAGGCCCCUGUCAUAUGUAGUACUUAUCAGUAUUUCAGUCAGAUUAUAAAGGAACAUAAUCACUGCACCAUGAUUAAGUCAAGAGAGGAGGAUAACAACAGGGAUGGAAAAUAUGAUGAACUCUACUUUGAGAUUCAAGUUCAACUUUUGCAGAAUCAAGCUGCACAUGCAGUUACACUUUUUCUCCUCUUUGAUUACAAACUUUAUAAAAUGAGUUCAUUUCAAAUGGAAUCAUUAGGUAUGAUCCAGUACAGCUCCAGCCUUCCUGGUGCACGUUUUGAUGUAGUUGCAGACCUAAGGCUCACACAGAAGCAGCUCCUUCAUAAUCGCGGAAGAGAUGUGCGCUUCAAUAAGGCAGUACUGAAUAUGGAAGAUAUUUUCCCUGAAUCAUUCAGUCUGCCCACAUUGCUGAAGAAUUAUGCAAAGAGAAAUGUUUCCACAAUUCUGAAGAAUGCAUAUCCAUUGUGGACAGUAGGGCGGCCAGCUGAUGAACCUUUCAUCAUAUCUGCUGUAAUUCACUAUCCUGAAGAAACAAUUCUAUACAAACCAGGGUUCUGGCAAAUAAUGAAGUGGGCUUGGAUACAGUAUAUAUCAAUACUGGUAAUUUUUGUGUGUGUGUUCCGAACAGUGAAAUCAUACGUGUUUCAGAAUCAACUUAUAACAAGUAUAAAAUGUACACCAUGGAAGAAAGACUACUAACUUUCAGAUGAGACUUUGAUUUAACAUUUGGAAUAAAAUUUUUCACAGAACA
Cryptotermes secundus is the source of this 1021-nucleotide messenger RNA. Its product is annotated as transmembrane protein 231. NCBI's taxonomy places the organism in Eukaryota, Metazoa, Arthropoda, Insecta, Blattodea, Kalotermitidae. The record is from RefSeq and is a predicted model, not a curated record. The transcript is spliced from 5 exons. Gene Ontology annotation, cellular component: ciliary transition zone; ciliary membrane. Gene Ontology annotation, biological process: regulation of protein localization; cilium assembly. Bases 43 to 969 code for a protein of 308 amino acids.